CUCGCCAUGUUUCCUCUUCGUAUCGCUCUGAGCUCGACGCGUCCGCGUCAUGCUCUUUACAGUGCCACUCCAACACUUUUUUUGAACAGGUACUGCUCGAAAACAGAUAAGCCAGAGUCUCCUUCAGAGAAACCGAUUGCACUACCGCCAAAAAAGCGACUCGCUAUAGUUACUUGUAUGGAUGCUCGGAUCAACCCAUUCACACAGCUCGGCCUCGAAGAAGGAGAUGCCCAUAUCAUACGAAAUGCUGGCGGAAUGGCAAAAGAUGCGUUGCGAAGUAUAAUUAUAUCACAGCGACUUUUGGGGACUCGGGAGAUAGCCGUCUAUCACCACACGGGCUGUGGCAUGGUUACAUUCACCGGUCCAUCUCUGCGAAGGAUGUUGAGUGAUGCAGACCCACAAAAUCCUCAAGUCACCGAGCAGGCCGACGAGAUCGACUUUUUGGAGUUUGAUGAUCUGGAGCAAUCGGUCAGGGACGACGUGAUGUUUCUGAAAGAAAGUCCUUUGGUAAUGAAGGGCACCAAAAUCACUGGCUGGGUCCAUUAUAUGGAGACAGGCCAGGCUGUGCAGGUAGUAUAACUGUUAUAAUGCAUUUCUGGGUACUUUCGUACAGUAUCGCUGC
Molecule: messenger RNA, 622 nt
Organism: Guyanagaster necrorhizus
Lineage: Eukaryota; Fungi; Basidiomycota; Agaricomycetes; Agaricales; Physalacriaceae
Product: carbonic anhydrase
Exons: 7
Coding region: 7-579 (190 amino acids)
Molecular function (GO): carbonate dehydratase activity; zinc ion binding
Source: RefSeq, a predicted model, not a curated record